Xenopus laevis (African clawed frog) is the source of this 709-nucleotide messenger RNA. It is a transcript of the gene vamp8.S, whose product is annotated as vesicle associated membrane protein 8 S homeolog. Gene Ontology annotation, cellular component: endomembrane system; cytoplasm; membrane. Gene Ontology annotation, biological process: vesicle-mediated transport. The record is from RefSeq and is marked provisional. Lineage: Eukaryota; Metazoa; Chordata; Amphibia; Anura; Pipidae.
ACCAGAGGAGGGUGGGAGAGUGACCAGAGGAGGAAGAGUCGCUUUCACAAGUCACAGGCAACAGGAAGAAUAACAAGUUCCCCUUUAAGCAGAAUCAGAGAGACAGACGCCCAGCCAUGGACAGGAGGCCGGAUAUGGGAGGGGUCCCAGCAGCCCCUGACCGGGUGAGGGAUCUCCAGAGUGAGGUGGAGGGAGUAAAGAAUAUCAUGUCCCAAAAUGUGGACAGAAUUCUGGCUCGGGGGGAGAAUCUGGAUCAUCUGAGGAAUAAAACAGAAGACCUGGAAGCGAGCUCUGAACACUUCAAGACCACUUCCCAGAAGGUUGCCCGCAAGUACUGGUGGAAAAAUGCAAAGAUGAUUGCCAUAAUCUGUGUGGUGGUUGGUAUCAUUGUACUCCUCAUCAUCCUCCUCGCCACUGGAGUCAUCCCCACAUAAAUAUUGUAGCUAGCCAAACAGGCUGUUCAGCCAAUGAGGACUCACGAUUACCUUUCACUUCCUCCUGCCUGAUGAUCCUCAAGCCAAUGGAGAGAUGCCAGUCAGACUCAUUAUUAUCCUUCGGAUGCCUCUGAUCAGCUAGAUUCAAUUUUUCCUUGUGUGUUGGCUUGUUCCACUGGGGUCAGCGUAACACAUUUUCUAGAAUUUAUUGUACAUUUUCUUUCUACACAUAAAGGUUUAAUUCUGAUUCUGGCAAAUAAAAAUAUUUAGGUUUA